This is a messenger RNA of Danio aesculapii, 600 nucleotides long. RefSeq names its product NDUFA4 mitochondrial complex associated a (gene coxfa4a). The record is from RefSeq and is a predicted model, not a curated record. Bases 111 to 359 code for a protein of 82 amino acids. NCBI's taxonomy places the organism in Eukaryota, Metazoa, Chordata, Actinopteri, Cypriniformes, Danionidae. The transcript is spliced from 4 exons.
UGUCCUUUCUCAGUUCUGAAGUAGACCUGCUGGAGCUCGCUAACGGGCCGCGUUUAAUCCAUUUAUUUCUUUACAGUUUUGGGAGAUUUGAUAUCAUCUCAUCUAUCACGAUGCUGAGCAUGGUCAGCCGGCAACUCAGGAGCCAUCCUGCCUUGAUCCCACUGUUUAUUUUCAUUGGCGGCGGAUGCACCAUGUCUCUGUCAUAUCUGGCUCGCCUGGCCUUGCGUAACCCUGAUGUCUGCUGGGACAAAAAGAACAACCCAGAGCCCUGGAAUAAACUGGGGCCCAAUGAUCAGUACAAGUUCUACGCCGUGAACAUGGACUACAGCAAGCUGAAGAAGAACGGUCCUGACUUUUAAAUGCAUCCAGACACCAAGUGCUGGACCAAAGGUUUAAAACAAACUAAAGAUCAACAAGAUGUCCGCACACUUUUCCUCAACGGCCCUUGUUUCUAAAUUAAUUUAUGCAAAGAGACUAAAUUGCACAUUGUUGUCUUUGCUGGGUCCCUGUUUAACAUCUAUGAUGUCUCUUGUACUUUCUCUUGGUUCUUUGUAGUCAGAUUUGAUUAAUAAAGGGUUUUUCCCAACAUACAUCGAAAAA